CAUUUUCCAAAGAGAGAAGUCAAAGGGAGAUGUACAGCAAUGGGGUCAUUUAAGAAUUCGGUUUUCAUCUUGGUCCUUCACCUUCUGGAAGGGGUCCUGAGUGCUUCACUCAUUCAGCUGAAUAAUAAUGGCUAUGAAGGCGUUGUCAUUGCAGUUGACCCUAAUGUGCCAGAAGAUGAAACACUCAUUCAACAAAUAAAGGAUAUGGUGACGGAGGCAUCUCCAUAUCUGUUUGAAGCUACAGAAAAAAGAUUCUAUUUCAAAAAUGUUGCCAUUUUGAUUCCUCAAAAUUGGAACACAAAACCUGAAUAUGUGAAACCCAAACUUGAGACCUACAAAAAUGCUGAUGUUCUGGUUGCUGAACCUAAUCCAACAGGUAACGAUGGACCCUAUACUGAGCAUAUGGGAGGCUGUGGAGAAAAGGGUAAUAAAAUUUAUCUGACUCCUGGGUUCCUAGCAGGAAAAAAGUUACUUCAAUAUGGAUCACAAGGAAGGGUAUUUGUCCAUGAAUGGGCUCAUCUACGAUGGGGAGUAUUUAAUGAGUAUGAUAAUGACCAGAAAUUCUACUUAUCCAAAAAAAGAAAAAAACCAGUAACAUGUCCAUCAACUAUUACUGGUAAAAAUGUACUACAGAAGUGUCAAGGACGAAGCUGUGUCACCCAAUCAUGCAAAUCCGACAGAGUAACAGGACUGUACGAAAAAGGAUGUGAGUUCAUACCUGAUGAAGUUCAGACUGAGAAGGCUUCCAUAAUGUAUUCACAAAGUAUUCGUUCU
This is a messenger RNA of Lipotes vexillifer (Yangtze River dolphin), 774 nucleotides long. Its product is annotated as calcium-activated chloride channel regulator 1. The record is from RefSeq and is a predicted model, not a curated record. The annotation marks the transcript as partial. NCBI's taxonomy places the organism in Eukaryota, Metazoa, Chordata, Mammalia, Artiodactyla, Lipotidae. The transcript is spliced from 5 exons.